CGGUGUGAGAUUCUUCUGGGAACCGCCACGUGAGAAGAAGUGCCAUGUGUAAGAAAUAUAUGCUGCCAGGGUUUAAAGACCUAGAAAGGGUUUAUGGCAAGAAGGGUGUUUUUGGCGAGCGUUGGAACCGCAGGGGCAGCAGCGGCAGCUCUCUUGUUUUUUGGCGAUCGAUUCCAACCGGCUGUCGCGGAAUCGGGAGGAGCAGCGGCGGCGACCAAGAUUGGGCAGUUCAAGGCGAGUGGAUUGCUCUUCAAUGACAUUGUGGAAGUCACUGCUCUUCCCGAUCCAAAGAUUGAAGGCAUUACAAUUCACAUCUCCAAUGUCAAGCGAUCCCUGACCGAGCGUCUCUCAAGGGAUUUCUUCGCGGAUCCUUCCCAGGCUUCUGUUUCUGCAUCUCAGACAGGCCCGCUGAGACUGGUUUCGCCAAUCGCCCUCGGUUUGAAGGUUAAAGGGGAAGAGGUGUUCAGUGCAAAGAGGAACCUGUUCUUCAAGACGAUGCACGUCCGGAGGAUUUAUGAUGAAGCCAACAAUGCGCUUGUUUACGUAGCUUACAGCACGAGAGUCAGCCAAGAUAUGUCGGAGCCAAAUAGCAGAUAUAGAACUUCUCUAAGCAGCAUUAGUCUCUACGGCCAGAAUUUCAACGCCAAGCAACUAGAAGAGAAUGUUGAGUAGAAAUGGACAACUGUUAAUCCAUGGCUGUACAGAAUCUACAAGAAGAGUAUAAUCAAGCUCUUCGAUUUUUUAUAACCUUUGUCCUGUUUCCUUCAAA
Molecule: messenger RNA, 769 nt
Organism: Selaginella moellendorffii
Lineage: Eukaryota; Viridiplantae; Streptophyta; Lycopodiopsida; Selaginellales; Selaginellaceae
Product: protein CreA
Exons: 9
Coding region: 94-672 (192 amino acids)
Source: RefSeq, a predicted model, not a curated record